UGGUGCAGCUCUUGUGCCAGGAGGUGAGCGGACUCCAGGACUGAGAGGAGGAGGCGGGGACGCGCGCGCACUGGCUUUAUGAGAUGCGGUCAGAGCGCGCACGGGCCGCGAGGGAGAGUCCGAGGGAAUCAGAGAGACACACGGUGCUCCAUGUCGUCCGGCCACUGACUCACUCUCCCCCCUCAGUGUUCCUUCACGGCCGGCGGUGGGAGGAGGAGCGGAGCGCAGGAGACCGUGCGCCACAGCCACGCCGCGUAGAGGAGAGGGACCAUGGGCUCCGCGUCGUCCUCUUACCGGGUCAUCUACCUGGACGUGGAGGGCAGGACUCAGAAGGUGGUCUUCAGUAGAUUCUGCAGCCCAUGUGACAUCAAGGAUCUGUUCUGUACAGCCCUAGGUGUGCCAAGGAACACUAAUCUGUCUCUGCUGGAUUCCUCCGGAGCCAUGGUAUCCAUUGACCCCACCAUGCCACACAACACAGAGAGGUCACCAUACCGAGUGUUGCCUAUGACUGGAGGACAGCUUGCUGAUAAGGAGGAACUCUUUCAGAAUGUUCUGACGCAAGUAGCAGAACAGUUUUCAAGGGCGUUCAAAAUCAAUGAGCUGAAGUCUGAGGUCACCAACCGUCUCGCCAUGUUAGAGAAGAGAGUAGAGCUGGAGGGCAUGAAGGUGGUGGAGAUUGAGAAAUGUCGCACCGACAUCAAGAAGCUCCGUGUAGAGAUGGCAUCAAGAAACAACAGUAAUUUCCUGGAAGACACUAAGAAGCUGACCCCUCGUAGAGACGUGCCCUCUUACCCCAAGUACCACCUGUCUAAGGAGACAGUAGAAGCUCUUAGAUUGCCUACAUUUGAUGCUUGGCAGUGGGAACCUAAUGAGAUGCUGAGCUGUCUGGAACAUAUGUACCAUGACCUUGGCUUGGUUACUGACUUUAACAUCAACCCCAUCACACUGAAGAGAUGGCUGCUGUCUAUUCAUGACAACUACAAGAAUAACCCCUUUCACAACUUCCGCCACUGUUUCUGUGUCACCCAGAUGAUGUACAGCAUGAUCUGCCUCUGCAGCCUACAGGAGAAGUUCACUCAGGUGGACAUUCUGAUUCUCAUGACAGCUGCUGUGUGUCAUGACCUCGAUCACCCCGGAUUUAACAAUACGUACCAGAUCAAUGCCAGAACAGAGCUGGCAGUUCGCUACAAUGACAUCUCCCCACUUGAGAAUCACCACUGUGCUGUAGCUUUCCAGAUCUUCUCUCAACCCGACUGCAACAUCUUCUCCAGCUUCGACCCAGAGGCCUUCAAACAGUUACGACAGGGAACCAUCACACUGAUCCUGGCCACAGACAUGGCGCGACACGGUGAGAUCCUCGACUCCUUCAAGCAGAAAGUGGACAGCUUUGAUUUCACAGAUGAGGAGCACGCCACCUGUCUCAAGAUGGUUCUGAUCAAGUGCUGCGACAUCUCCAAUGAGGUGCGGCCCAUGGAGGUGGCUGAGCCCUGGGUGGACUGCCUGCUGGAGGAGUACUUCAUGCAGAGCGACAGGGAGAAGACUGAGGGGCUUCCUGUGGCUCCGUUCAUGGACAGAGAGAGGGUCACCAAGCCAACAGCUCAGAUUGGCUUCAUCAAGUUUGUCCUCAUCCCCAUGUUUGAGUCUGUGAUGAAGCUGUUCCCACAGAUUGAAGAGGCAAUGGUGCAGCCACUCAGAGAGUCAAGGGACCGAUAUGAAGAACUCAAACAGAUUGAUGAUGCCAUGAAUGAGGUGCAGAAAAAGAAAAGUGAGAGCUUGACCAUGGGAGGGAAGAAGAAGUAAACAGUUUUAAAAGAACCAGUGAGACCAGAAUAUGGGCGUAAAGUGGAGUCGUCAGACACGUUGGUUGGUUAUAGGCCAUCACUCUGUCCUGUCUUGCUUGUGCAUUCUGAAGAGCAGAGGACUAGAAUGUGUGAUCUGGGAAAAUCAGGUAGAUUUCAGUGGGUCACAGAAAACUGGACGAGUGGAUCUGUGAGAGACUCGAGGACCCGAUGGACAAUCCAAAGCCUUUUUCAGGGAAUGUCGAAUUUGUACAGCACAGACUGCGUCAGUGAACACUAUUUAGAAACAUAUCUUGCAUUGUUUUUAUUUGAAAUGUGUUGUUUUUUACAGAUUGUACAGAUUUCUAGUGCCAUUUGUUCUUUCCUACAAAAUAAACGGGUUACAAUAUCAAA
Molecule: messenger RNA, 2192 nt
Organism: Scophthalmus maximus (turbot)
Lineage: Eukaryota; Metazoa; Chordata; Actinopteri; Pleuronectiformes; Scophthalmidae
Gene: pde9aa
Product: phosphodiesterase 9aa
Exons: 19
Coding region: 271-1800 (509 amino acids)
Biological process (GO): cGMP catabolic process
Molecular function (GO): 3',5'-cyclic-GMP phosphodiesterase activity
Source: RefSeq, a predicted model, not a curated record